AUGGCUGACCCCGCACCUCGGGUGAUCCCUGCAACUUCCAGCGGCGUCCCGGAGGGCUUAUUUCGUGCCGAGCCCCUGUACCCUUCGAUGGAGGCUCCUUAUCUCACCUCCAGUGUGAUCAACAAUUUUAUGGCGAGUAGCCUCAGCUGCAGCUCCGGAGGUGGUGAGGUCGCUGGUGGCUGCAGCGGCGGCGGCAGCGCAAACGGCGAGUGUCGGAUGGUGGAUAUGCGUGGUAUGAAAGUAGCAUCAUUCCUGAUGGAUGGCGAGGAACUAAUUUGCCUGCCGCAGGUGUUUGAGCUCUUCCUCAAGCACCUGGUGGGCGGAUUACACACGGUGUACACCAAGCUGAAGCGACUAGACAUAACCCCAGUGGUGUGUACUGUCGAGCAGGUACGAAUCCUUCGCAGUCUGGGGGCUAUCCAGCCUGGAGUGAAUCGCUGUAAGCUCAUCACCCGGAGAGACUUUGAAACUUUGUUCAACGACUGUGCCAAUACCAGCUUGAAGUCUGGCAGGCUUCCCAAACAUUCUCUUGGAAUGUCACAGGACAAUGCAUAUCUUCUGCCUCAUUCAGUCCCAAAUCUCUUGUCACCGGACCUUACCACUCAAACAGGUGGAAGCGAAUCCUCCUGGGAUAAAAAUAUGAUUCAGCCCACUCUUGAUGUCCAUGGAAUUCAACAUGAAAUUUCUCAUGCAUCAAUGAUUGGCCAAACAGAUAUUGGUGAUGCUCCUAUCCCCAACCAACUCUCACAGAAUACUCUACUGAACAAUAGACUGGAACUGCCAUUUUUAAUGAUGCCUCAUCCCCUACUUCCAGUCAGCUUACCUCCUGCAUCAGUUGCCAUGGCAAUGAAUCAGAUGAACCAUCUCAAUACUAUUGCCAACAUGGCUGCUGCAGGCCAGACUCACAGUCCACACUCCAGAGCAGAGGCCUCUGCUGUAAAGGAGCAGAUGGCUGAGAGUCCUUCUCUUGAUCAUUCUUUGGAAGAAGUUCAGUACCCUGUGAGUCAGACAUACUCACAAUCCAGCAGCAGUGAGUCCAGCUCUCCCUCUCAAGUAGAUCACCAUUCAGAGAGAAUGGAGGAAGUGCCUGUUAAUGUUCCAAUGAUGAGGUCACAUUUGGAGAACAUCCAGUUGACUUCUGGGCAGGCCUUGCCUCAAGGGUUCCCUGGACCAUUCAUAUAUGCUGAUAAUUUUUCCUCUGUGGAGACACUGUUGAUGAAUGUUCAGGGUCUAUUGAAAGUGGCUUUGGAUAACACUCGUAUCCAGGAGAAGCAGUUUCAGCAAGAAAAGAAGGAACUACGAAUGGAGCUCUUCAGAGAAAGAGAAAUUAGAGAAAAUCUUGAGAGACAGCUUACAGUUGAGCUUCAAAACAAAAAUACUAUGCAAAAGCGCCUGAAGAAAGAGAAAAGAGCCAAGAGAAAACUGCUAGAAGCUUUGGAAUUUGAAUCAAAACGCAGGGAGCAAGUUGAACAAGUACUUAAGCAAAACACAACUGCUGACAGCAGCCUGAGCAUUUUGGAUGAUACCGGGAUUCAAAAUGUUGAUGUAGAAAGCACUGGGAUUCCUCAUGAUACUACUGCCAUGGAAGGUCACAUCCCGCAAUGCUUUCGGCUUGCUCCUGGCUGUGCGCUCAGCAGUCCAUAUGGAUUGCCAGGGAUCAAACCCGGGAAGUAACUAUUACUCUUUGGCAAUCGCAUAGCAGUUGUUUUCUGCCUGAAUGUCCUCACUGACCUGCAUAAGUGAAAAUACUUGUAAUUCCAGUUCAUCUCUGAAACUAUUCAACAUGAAGCUAUCAAUUGUGUGUAUUUGCAGAGCUUUGUUUACUGAAGCAGUCCUUCAAUCUGCCGUUUUUUAGAGAAAAGUGUGUACAUUUUAUAAGCAGCUAUGUAAAAUCCCACCUUCUGCAUUAGAUUAACGAAUUUAAGAAAAAU
Messenger RNA from Sorex fumeus (smoky shrew), 1931 nucleotides. It is a transcript of the gene DACH2, whose product is annotated as dachshund family transcription factor 2. Bases 1 to 1674 code for a protein of 557 amino acids. The record is from RefSeq and is a predicted model, not a curated record. The transcript is spliced from 12 exons. NCBI's taxonomy places the organism in Eukaryota, Metazoa, Chordata, Mammalia, Eulipotyphla, Soricidae.